UGAGGGGUGGGGUGAAAGCAGUCCUGAUGCAAAAAUACGAGCGAAUGCGCGAACCCUAGACAGUCAGACUCAGCUGAACUUCAAUGUGCGUCUCUUUUACUUCUCAUGGUAGCGGGAGCUACGUUUCUUUCCCUUCCUGGAUAAUUCUGCAUGCCGCGGGCAGCAAUAAACCCUAAGCAUCCCAUUGAGGUAGCGCCUCGAAAGGCUGACGCGCUAACUCCGCCCCGUUUCGGAAGAGUCUCCGCCUCCUCGAAGCUGUGGCGCUAGCACGGUGUAUGCAAAUCCGCAUUCCUUCGGAGAGCGCGCUGACAGUAAAAGUGACUUCACUUCCAGGCAAUUUCAUUCAUAUAGAUCUGCGUGGAGAAGCGUGUGAGCCUACGGAGGGAAAAAAAAACUGUCGAGAGAGGACACAAGGAGCGAGGUGUUGGUGCCAGGUCUCGCGAUUAGUAGUGACCGAGGGUGUCCAACCUUUCUCAGGUGGCUUGUGGAUCGUGUGGUCCAAAUUGAUGAACUGCGAAUUUAUUACCCGGAGGGACUGUUGGCCUUUCCAUUGGAACCAAACGGAGAAAGACUCCCAUCGGACCCAAGGAGGGUGUUCUGAAAAACAUCGGACCAGUACCUGCUCCACCUGCUGAGCCUUUUAGAUCCGGCCGUGGGCAGGACGCCACAGGAAGGAGCCGUUGCUUUCCCUACUUUGGUCGUGCCAUUUGCUGAUGACUCACCGUCGCCACUUCUGUUCUAGGGGGCUUUCUGUUCCCAUUUUAAGUUUCACAAAGCUGUGACGGUUGUUUUUUUUUUUUGUUUUUGUUUGUUUUGUUUUUCUCUCUCGCGCGCGCGCGUGCGCUCUUUUUUUUCAAGAUCGGCUGUUGUAAACAGGAGUGCGUGCAGCUGUGAUGCCAUCCUUCUCCGCUCUCCUCAGUGCCCGCACCUAAAAGACACAAAAAGGGGAGGGGGUCCCAGAUCUACAGCUAACAAAAAAGUGGGCGGGACUCGACUCACCCAAAGCUCUAUUCGCCCCGCAGCUCUCUUGAUUUGAUUUAAAGCAAAAGGCUUACAAAACUUACCUGCAGAAGAAGAGCCGUCCACCCCAAAUGCUUGGCAGAGUUUUUUUAAGAGGAUUCUGAACGGAGAUCUUCUGUGCUUUAACUGGGAGACAUUAACAGGUGGAAUAAAGUGGAAGUAAGCAGCCAUGGUUUUCCUGUGGGAUGCGAAAUACGAUGCUGCUCCGGGACGCAGGUUCACCCCGCCUUCGACCACACUGAGUCCCGGGAAGAUGAGCGAAGCCCUUCCUCUGGCGGGGCAGGAGAACAGCGCGGCGCUGGUGGGCAAGCUACGCGUGGCGGACAGGAGCAUCGUGGAGGUCUUAGCGGACAACCCGGGGGAGCUGGUCAGGACGGACAGCCCCAACUUUCUGUGCUCUGUCCUGCCAAACCACUGGAGGUGCAAUAAGACGCUGCCCAUCGCCUUUAAAGUGGUUGCCCUUGGUGACGUCCCAGAUGGCACACUGGUAACUGUGAUGGCAGGAAAUGAUGAGAACUAUUCCGCCGAACUGCGCAAUGCCACAGCUGCCAUUAAGAAUCAGGUGGCCCGCUUCAAUGAUCUGCGGUUUGUGGGUCGUAGUGGAAGAGGUAAAAGCUUCACCCUGACCAUCACGGUAUUUACAAAUCCUCCUCAGGUGGCCACGUACCACAGGGCUAUCAAAAUCACAGUGGACGGUCCACGAGAGCCCAGACGACAUCGUCAGAAGCUGGAGGAGCAGAGUAAAACAGGCAGCCUUGCUUUUUCUGAGAGACUGAGCGAGCUGGAGCAACUCAGACGCACCGCCAUGAGGGUCAGCCCACACCAUCCCAGCCCUACACCCAACCCUCGUCCUUCCCUCAACCACGCCACACCUUUUGGGAGUCAACCGCCCAGUCAGCUGCAAGAUUCACGACAAAUGCAGACAUCUCCAUCAUGGUCCUACGAUCAGUCCUACCCGUACCUGGGGCAGAUCUCCACACCGUCUGUUCAUCCGACAACUCCAAUCUCUCCCAGCAGAGCAAGCAGCAUGGCCUCUCUCACAGACCUCUCCAGCAGGCUUUCAGCAGCUCCAGAACUCACAGCCUUCAGUGAUGCCCGGAUGAGCAUCGACCGUCAGUUUCCCACUCUCCCUCCUCUUCCGGACAGCCGAUUCUCUGACCCUCGUAUGCACUAUCCCGGAGCUUUCACCUAUACCCCAACUCCAGUGACCACUGGGAUUGGAAUUGGCAUGUCGGCCAUGACGGGUGCCGCUCGCUAUCACACGUACCUGCCACCUCCUUACCCAGGAGCAUCUUCUCAGGGCCAGAGUGGCGCAUUCCAAACUGGCACCUCACCUUACCACCUCUACUACAGCACAUCAACUGGAUCGUACCAGUUCUCUAUGAUGUCUGGGGGCGAGCGUUCUCCACCACGCAUCCUUCCACCUUGUACCAACGCCUCCACUGGUUCAGCACUCCUCAACCCGAACCUUCCAAGCCAAAGCGAGGUGGUGGAAGCCGAAGGGAGUCACAGCAACUCACCGAUUAACAUGGCGACCGCAAGUCGGUUGGAGGAGGCCGUAUGGCGGCCUUAUUAACCAGCAAGCAUUGGAGAUGAAAUACAAGAGACAGUUUUAGCAACUGCACUGACCUUUUUUAAACUAAUUAUUUACAGAUGACUUAAACUGGGCUGGAAAGCAUCUUUUUCAUUUUAUUGUUGGAAUAUUUUUUGCCGUCAAUUGAGCCUGUAUAUAUAGAAACCAAUGCCUGAGAUGCCAGAACUGUGAACACUUACAUUACAAGUACUGUGAAUCAAGGCUUUUACUUGUCUUUUUUAUUGAAAAAUCAAACUUUUUCCACGGAACUUCAUUUAUUUUUUUUGUUUUUUAUUUAACGUCGUCAAAAUUCCUGCCAAUGUUUUUUGCUUGCGACCGUGGCCAACGCAUUUUCAAGGACCUCGCCAGGCUUUCAUAAGCAUUUACCUGCACGACAUGCAGCGCUCUCUCUGUUUCUCAGCAUACAUUUGUUAGCGGAAAAAGGUCCCUAUGUAUCAUUUAAUUUGCACAAUGCCAUGUGAAAUUUGAGUGUCCUUUCUGAGGAACAAGACAGAAAAAAAUGAAAAGAAUGUGUUGUAUUAUUUUUCAGGGUUUAUUUUUCACAAAGUGUAAUUUCGAGAUUAAGAGUAUUUUGUAGCAUUAGAACAGAAAGUGACACUCGACGUUGAAUUUCAAUGAACUGCAUGUGGACGUGCUAUGCCAAACAUCUUAUUUGUGUUAAACAUCAUUGCUGUACUCUUCUAUUUCCACAAAAGUAUUUUUUUAUUAUAAAUUACUGGAAAUUUGGCACGUUUAACUCAGUUGUGUACUUAAAAGGUGAAUUUUCAAUACA
Molecule: messenger RNA, 3386 nt
Organism: Polypterus senegalus (gray bichir)
Lineage: Eukaryota; Metazoa; Chordata; Cladistia; Polypteriformes; Polypteridae
Gene: runx1
Product: RUNX family transcription factor 1
Exons: 7
Coding region: 1190-2596 (468 amino acids)
Biological process (GO): regulation of cell differentiation; hemopoiesis; regulation of transcription by RNA polymerase II
Cellular component (GO): nucleus
Molecular function (GO): ATP binding; RNA polymerase II cis-regulatory region sequence-specific DNA binding; DNA-binding transcription factor activity, RNA polymerase II-specific
Source: RefSeq, a predicted model, not a curated record